Thyridium curvatum is the source of this 477-nucleotide messenger RNA. RefSeq lists its product as uncharacterized. The coding region runs from base 1 to 477 and encodes 158 amino acids. Lineage: Eukaryota; Fungi; Ascomycota; Sordariomycetes; Thyridiales; Thyridiaceae. Gene Ontology annotation, cellular component: oligosaccharyltransferase complex; membrane. The transcript has 4 exons. Gene Ontology annotation, biological process: protein N-linked glycosylation. The record is from RefSeq and is a predicted model, not a curated record.
AUGGCGCCCAAGCGCAACGCCCGUGACAUCACGCCCGCUGCGUCGGGCGCAGCAUCGUCGGCAGCCGCCACCUCUUCGCCCGUGGCACCCGUCGCCAAGGCCUCCAAGACGAGUCCCGCCACGGCCGCCGCCAGCAGCGCGCAGAGCUGGGACAAGGUCGUCGUCAACCUCGUCAACUACUACCAGGAGCAGACCCCCCAGCGCACCAAGCUGAUCGAUGCCUUCAUGGCCUUCCUCGUCGCUGUCGGCGGUCUGCAGUUCGUCUACUGCGUCUUGGCUGGCAACUAUCCCUUCAAUGCAUUCCUUUCCGGCUUCUCUGCGACGGUCGGCCAAUUCGUCCUGACUGCAUCCCUCCGAAUCCAGACCACGGAAGCCAACAAGUCGGAUUUCCCCUCAGUAUCACCAGAGAGGGCCUUUGCCGACUUUGUCGUGUGCAGUCUCAUUUUGCACUUCUUCUGCGUCAACUUCAUCAACUAA